UAGUCCACAGGCGAGCAUGGAUUAUUAGUUAGCGCAUGAUUAAACAAUCUCUGUGGGCGAGACGGGCAUCAGGGGGCAGGGCGGGCUCCCUGUCGCUACGCUUGGCCUCUAUCCGCAACGCAUCUUCUUCUUCCUCCUCUUCUUCCAUGUCCUCUUCCUCUUUAUUAUGCAAGAAUAAACGGAGGGAGACGGAGGAGAGGUAGAUGAUACUAGGGUUCUUGCAAAAUUCCUUUUUCAGAGAUUAAUUCCCUGUAGCGCGCGCGCGCGAAGGUGGAUUGCCCCUGUGCCUGGAAGACGUGUGGAAGAAACGGAGCCGAAUCAGCGUACAGGAGCAGAGGGGGAGGAAUGACCUCACCGGCGGGGCCGAGCAGCAUGGGCAUGAACACGGUGACCACGGUGAUGGCCUUCUCGGUCAGCGCCUUCUUCGUGCUCUUCGUCUUCACCAGGCUCUUCUGCGCGCGCAUCCACCUCAGGGCCGCCGCGGCGGAGCACGCCGCUGCCGCCCAGGCCAGCGACGCCGUGUCCUUCCCGGCCAUUCACGUUAGGCAUCCUUCCUCCUCGUACGUGCCGCAAGCACACUACCGUUCUAUUGCGAAUUUACAACUUGUAUUUGUUGGGCAGGUGGAGCGCGGCAUCCGUGGGAUGGAGCCGUCCAUGGUGACCACCUUCCCGACGGCCAAGUUCGGGACCGGCGACGACUCGCAGCGGCCGCCCGCUCAGGAGGAGUCACAGUGCACGGUGUGCCUGGAGGAGUACGAGGCCAAGGACGUGGUGCGCGUGCUGCCCUACUGCGGCCACGCCUUCCACGCCGCCUGCAUCGACACCUGGCUCCGGCAGCACCCCACCUGCCCCAUAUGCCGCUCCACCACCAAGCACCGCGCCGCCGCCGGGACAAUGCCGCCCGUGUACUACGCCGUCGCCAUGGCGCCGCCGCCGUUCCAGGCGCCGACAUCUUCGUCAGAUCAGGGCGCACUGCAGCAAGCAGACGCAGCCACGGCGGCGGUGGGCGCGGAGCACAUGGACGUAACGUCCAGCCGUCUGGAGCUGGAGAUCGUUAUUUCCGACGAGUCGGCCUCCUCCGGCGCCACCUGUCCGAUCGCGACCCUUGCUCCGCCAUUCCAGGUCCCGACGUCUUCGUCGGACCACGACGCGCUGCGCGAAGCAAACCCAGCCACGGCGUCGGUGACUGCGGCGGUGGGCACAGACCGUAUGGACGUGUUGUCCACCCGUUUGGAGAUCGUUAUUUCCGACGAGCCGGCCUCCUCCGACGCUCCCUGUCAGAGCACGGCCAGUGAGGAGCAUCCUUGUGCCGAGACGAGGAGGCAGAGCUCGCAGGGCAAUGCGUGGGAGCAUCGCCAGUGCUGACGCGUUACCUACACACGAGUAGUUCAGUGAGAUUUCCCUCAAAAAACGAAAAAGUUCAGUGAGAUUAGAUUGUGUUCAGGCUGUUGUACGGGAUUGCGCGAUAAAAAUAAUCUUGGGAAUUAAGAUGUCGCGAAAAAAAGAAGUUCGCCGUAUAUUUGCAUGUAAUUUUUCUUUUACAACAACCCACUUUCAUUUCAUGUAUGGGCUAUCCAUUUGACAGUC
Triticum dicoccoides is the source of this 1587-nucleotide messenger RNA. Its product is annotated as RING-H2 finger protein ATL2-like. Bases 346 to 1365 code for a protein of 339 amino acids. The record is from RefSeq and is a predicted model, not a curated record. Lineage: Eukaryota; Viridiplantae; Streptophyta; Magnoliopsida; Poales; Poaceae. The transcript has 2 exons.